AGGUAUUGGGAAUGAUUUUGAAAUUGGCUUUGCACAGGCAACAGUGUCAGUUGCAUUGAGAGAAAUACUAAAUAUAUUUGAAAGUGUUAUUUGCCCUGAAUGGAUUCAAACACAAAUGACUGCAGAUGAAAAACAAGCUGCAAGAACCUACUUCUAUUCCAAAGCGUUAUUACCGGGAGUAAUUGGUAGUGUUGAUGGGACACCUGUAAGUAUCGUUGCUCCGUCCCACUUGAAGCAUCAAUAUUUAAAUAGAAAGGGAUUUUAUAGUUUAAACGCAAUGGUUAUAAGUAUGACUUCUUCAAAUACAAGACUUGUAUAUGUACACUUUUUCAUCUUUUCAGGCUUGUGAUCUUAAAAUGGUCGAUGCGAGUUACGCCGGUUCAACACAAGAUUCGUUUGUAUGGAACUGCAGUGAACUAAAAGCUACUUUAGAAACGAUACAUAGAAAUGGCGAUCGUUGCUCAAUGUAUUUGGGUGAUUCGGGGUAUCCUUUGCAGCCAUAUUUGAUGACGCCAUUUCGGAAUGCAAGUGCUGGCAUUAGAGAAUUUUAUUUUAAUAAAAAACACGCCAAAGUACGAAAUAUAGUUAAACGGGCAAUAGCUGUUCUAAAAUGUUGCUUUCGAUGUCUUUCAACUGAAAGAAAGUUACAUUAUUCACCACAAGAGGCUACAAAAAUAAUUAAUGCUUGCUGCGUUUUGCACAAUAUAUGCUUGUACUUUAAGAUGACAACACCAGAAGAAGUUGCAAACUACAUAGAACCACCUAAUUUUACUGAAUUAUUGGAGGAGCGUGCUUCCACAAAUGAUGGGGAGCGUCGAAGAAACGAAAUUUUGUUAUCGUUAUUUUAA
Rhagoletis zephyria (snowberry fruit fly) is the source of this 848-nucleotide messenger RNA. RefSeq names its product putative nuclease HARBI1. The record is from RefSeq and is a predicted model, not a curated record. NCBI's taxonomy places the organism in Eukaryota, Metazoa, Arthropoda, Insecta, Diptera, Tephritidae.